UUGGUACAAGUGCUAAUAAAUACUUCUUGUAAUGUGUGAUCAUAAAUUCACAGUAAACACAUACCAAUGCACAGAUUUGAUUUAGAGGCUGAUAAGAGCUCAGUAAACCUGUAGAGUAUAGCGUUAUGUAAUAUUUCUUGAGGCACUAGAUUUACAGCGGCCACUACCUUUUAUUGACAUUGCCAGCUCUAGCUGUGUCGCAGGUGACUUUGGGUGAGGCUGCUGUAAAUUGUUUACCACGCAGCACGUCUAUGACUCGGGGAAAGGCUUAGAUAUAUUUUCUUACAGUGAAUUUUAUGUCCCUUUGGUUCCCUGAAAAGCUGGGCUUGGGCUAUGAAACCUUUUUAAACAGCAGAGGCAUUUGAGCAGAGUGCUGUCUAUCUUCAGGUGCUGCUUAGAGGCGCAAGAAGAAGGCAUUGUUCUCUUCACUUUUUUGUCUUCACUGCUGCUGAUCUAACUGACGUUUUGAAAUUUAAAAAACAUGCGUUCCACUGAGGAAGGACCACCAUGCCCCCCUGGAGUGGUAGAGACAAACAUCAGCAGCAGCAGCAACAACAACAGCAACAACAACCAGAUGAGUAACAGAGAAAAUUAUAGAAACUCAGGCUCCCAGUAUGCUCUGUGUGCUUUGGGAGUCGGCCUCGUCGCCCUCGGAGUAGUGAUGAUUGUCUGGAGCGUGGUGCCUGCGAACACAGCUUUCAAUAACAGCAGCGGUUCAGGGGGGAAUGAUGGCACUGAGGGCAAGAAAAAUAAAGCGUCCUCUGUGGCCUUUGUGCUGGCCGGCUCCGGGCUAGCUUUGCUGCUGCUGUCUCUGUGUGUGGGAAUAAGGAACAAACAGCGGGAGCAGGUGAGACGCCAGGUGGCCCAAAACCAGAGAGAAGCAGCGAGGGAGCAGGAGGAGAGAGAAACGGCUGGGGAGCAGGCCCACCGCUAUUCAGUGCCUAGCUAUGAGGAGGUAGUAGGCAGCGGGCAGUACCCUGUCCGCCAGAGCAACUUUCGUCCAAGCAUCUCCCAGCUGCCAUCCUACGAUGAGCUGGUUGAAGUCGACGGCAUCCGUUAUGAGAACGAGGGCGCAGAGGUCAACACUACCAUACCGCAGCCUGCCCCGGCCUGUAGCUCUCCUAAUGCUACCAUUUCCACAUCAAAUCAUAGACAUCGAAAAAACAGCCUCAGUUUCCUGCCCAUCAAAAUCCGAAGGAUUAAGUCGGAAAAGCUACCCAUGAAAAGCAUUGGCAACACUCAGCCAGCAGCUGAAAUCAGUAUUGAACCUCUUACCCCUCCACCACAGUAUGAAGAUAAGGUGCCUCCGCUUUGAGAUCAAACCACUGUUUAAAACUAUUGACUGAAAUUCCUGCUAACUUCCAUGGCCAGCGCUUGUGGAUCUGCGUGUGCUUUGCACAGCCAAGAACUGAAUGUGGUCGAAGGACCUUAUCUAUUCAAAUUUGUCAUCAUGGCUCAUGACUGUAAAACACUCAAGGGAAGAAGCAUGCCUUUUAUGGGCUUUACUGGAUCACUCCAUGCGGUGACUAAAAUUUGUUAAGCUGUAGCAUUUUCCAUUUUAUGUUUCAGUUAAUACAAAACGUUAAGAAACCACCUUCACUUUGUAUUUAUUGUAAAGGUGAAUUAAUGGUAGUAUGGUAGAGCUCAUGAGGCAUUUUGGAGGGGUUGUUUUGAGGAUUUGUUAGUAAGUGGGUACGUGCACUCAUUUUGGCAGGUAACUGCCAUUUUGGCUACUUUUAAAGACGGAAUUAUUGCCGUUAGUGGAUAACCAAACAGGGACCCUAAAAUUGUUAAAACUAUGUAGUAUGUUGUAAAAAAGUUUGAUCAAGCUUAAGCUAGUGUUUUAGCUGGUGGCUAACAAACUGUUGGACUGCAUUUAAGGAGAAUCAAAGUUGAUUAAACUCUGCAACUAUUCUCAGAUACUUCACUGCAAUCCUGUUUUAACCAACAAAGUUAACAAAACACUGAAAAGAAGGCACUGGUGUUUUUUAUAGCGAUCAACCUGGUAAAUAGCUGCCACAAUACAGAUAAGCAUUGACCUGAAUAACGUCUUGAUAAGAGUCCAGAUUUGACUCUCUGUUAAACUAUGGCUCACUUUCUAACCUACUUACGGCUCAAUCUUUACCUUCAUAAAAACUAAGUUGUAUGCUUUUUUUUUUACUUUAGUAACAAUAAUAAUAAUCUCCCAUUAAAAAAAGUUGCAUUUCUCUAACAGUGAUCUGUAGGGAUUACUUUAACCUUCAUAACCAUUCUCCUCGUGUUGCAUUGCGGCAAGACCAACUUGGGUUUUCACCAAGCCCUGCGUGUCACAGUUCCAGUUAUCUACACUGUUUUUGUAAUUACUCUGGCAGUAAGCAGGCUUUGGAGAUGUAGCAAUUGCCUAGUUUGUGCAGAUCAACACACAUCAGCCCUAGUUGAAUGGUAUGUUUUAUUGUCUUCCCUGUUUUGAAGACUAGGUUUUUGUGUCACGCCAUAUGUAUGUUCAGUGGAAACAGGAAGACAUUACAAAUUGAUCAAUCCUAGCCCCUCUGAUCAUCUGGAAAAGUAAAGUUAUGUAUUUAACAUUUGCUUUAGUUACAUUUAUUUUAUAGGAAGUUUUAGGGAUGUCAAAAUAUUCAUAGUCCCCCACCCCCAUAUUGAAUCAAUGUACUCAAACAAAGGUUGGAUUUUUCUACAUUUUCACUCUGAGAUUAGAAAUCCUAUUAUUUUUUGGCUUUUUGUACCUAUGCACCAGAGGUGCCAAAAUCCAGAAGCCGCUGUAGCGAACAUUAUACUGGACUCAUAUGUUUACAUGUUUAAUAAAUAGAUAAGGCAGUAGAAAGUACAAAUGGCACCGUUCGAUAUUGUGGUGCAAACCAAGUUUCAUGCAUGUGUAAAGUGGCUGUUUCAUUAAAGCAGAAGAUGUGAGGGACCAUGUUUUAAACGUAUUUGUACUCCUAGCUUGUGCAGCAACUUUGGUUACAGUGGUAAAGUUGUGUUUGGUAACCAGUUAACAGAAAUGACUUCAAAGGAGGAAAUGAGUUUCCAGGAACCAUUAGGAGUCGUAGAUUUAAAAAAAUGCUAAUAUCUGACUUUGAAUGCAUCAGUGAAUACCCUCCAGUCGUACACACCAAAGUAUUUUUACUUCAAGAAAUUAGGUUCAAAACAUUUCAAAACAAAUUUCCUGACUCCAAUGUUCUUUUAAGGAAAGUGUUGCUCUAGGUUUUGCACACAGCAUGAUGAGGGAUGAAUCUUCUUGCAAAGAUGUUUGCAAGAACUUGUUGAAUAGUUAUAAGCCUGUGCUCAGUAGUUGUGAGUUGUAAAAUCGGCAGUCUAGUCUCUUCAUCUCAGGGCUUGUUUUUUUUUUUUUUUUUUUUCUGGAUGACCAACAGAGAGACUCAUUGAGUGUGUAGCUGCACCACCGUUAUUUCAACCACAACUUUAACUGCAGUUCCGCUUUCACUCUGAAGGUAAGCAGGAAAAGGGCGAAAAAUGAAAAUAGAGGGCUCAGGCCUUGUUUUUUCAUGGAAGUGACUUGUGUUACAGCGGUAUGCAGGCUUGUCGGUACAGUUUUAGAUAUAAACAGAGGAUGCCAGAGUGACUCAGUCAUUUAAGUCAAUGUUACUCAUUUUGUGAAGUUGCACAAUCUAGCUUUUCUCUAUGUUUUGCUAAAGGAAAAUCCCUCUAGUGUUUCACAGUUAUUUGAAAGCUGAUAUCUGUCACACAGUGUAUCAGUUGUCCAGUGGACAUCAGCAAUGUACCUUUUUUUUUUUUUGCAAAAAUCUGUUUAGGAAAAAUAUAAAUUGUAUACAUAUGUUGCCAAAUUGUUUAACAUUAAUUGUAAGUAUUUGGAUGUAAGAGUCACUUUUUUACAAUGAUUUUUUUGUCAGUGUCAUUUAAUAUUGCCCUCUUAUGACUACAGUUUGUGUAUUUUAUAUGUGCUGUGGAAAAAUUAGGAUCUUGUUAUAAAAAUUUUGUUUUUGUGCAGAGGUUUGAAAAGUUAUUUGUCUCAUGAAUAUUUAUGAUUAAUAAAGAAGAAUCUUUUGUUUA
This is a messenger RNA of Girardinichthys multiradiatus, 4029 nucleotides long. RefSeq names its product transmembrane protein 51a (gene tmem51a). The record is from RefSeq and is a predicted model, not a curated record. The transcript is spliced from 3 exons. NCBI's taxonomy places the organism in Eukaryota, Metazoa, Chordata, Actinopteri, Cyprinodontiformes, Goodeidae. The coding region runs from base 482 to 1315 and encodes 277 amino acids.